This is a messenger RNA of Amblyraja radiata (thorny skate), 2185 nucleotides long. RefSeq names its product fibrillin-1-like. Gene Ontology annotation, molecular function: calcium ion binding. NCBI's taxonomy places the organism in Eukaryota, Metazoa, Chordata, Chondrichthyes, Rajiformes, Rajidae. The record is from RefSeq and is a predicted model, not a curated record. The transcript has 18 exons. The annotation marks the transcript as partial.
AUGCAAAAUGGUGCAUUACUGAGCAAUGCUUCAAUAGAAUUAAACAUCGAUGAAUGUGCAACCAACACCUCGAACUGUCAACAAAUUUGCACCAAUACAAUCGGAAACUUUGUGUGUAGUUGUGACCCAGGCUUCAACAUCAAUGUGACCAACUCUUCGCUUUGUGAUGACAUUGAUGAAUGUGGAACCAACACCUCGAACUGUCAACAAAUCUGCAACAACACAAUCGGAAGCUUCGUAUGUAGUUGUGACCCAGGCUUCAGCACCAAUGUGAUCAACUCUUUCAAUUGUGAUGACAUCAAUGAGUGUGUAACCGACACCUCAAGCUGUCAACAAAACUGCACCAACACAAUCGGAAGCUUCAUGUGCAGUUGUAGCCCAGGCUUCAGAAUCAAUUUGACUAACCCUUCACUUUGUGAUGAUAUUGAAGAAUGUAAAACCAACACCUCAAACUGUGAACAAGUCUGCAUCAACACAAACGGAAGCUUCAUGUGCAGUUGUGACCCAGGUUUCAGCACCAAUGUGAUCAACUCUUCACUCUGUGAUGAUAUCAAUGAAUGUGGAACCAACAUCUCAUACUGCCAACAAAUCUGCACCAACACAAUCGGAAGCUUUGUGUGCAGUUGUAUUCCGGGUUUCAGCACUAAUUUGACCAACCCUUCGAUUUGUGACGAUAUCGAUGAAUGUGGAACCAACAUCUCAAACUGUGAACAAGUCUGCACCAACACAAAUGGAAGCUUUGUGUGCAGUUGUGACCCGGGUUUCAGUACCAAUGUGACCAACUCUUCACACUGUGAUGACAUCGAUGAAUGUGCAACCAACACCUCGAACUGUCAACAAAUCUGCACCAACUCAAUCGGAAACUUUGUGUGUAGUUGUGACCCAGGCUUCAGCAUCAAUUUGACCAACUAUUCGCUUUGUGAUGACAUCGAUGAAUGUGCAACCAACACCUCGAACUGUCAACAAAUUUGCACCAAUACAAUCGGAAACUUUGUGUGUAGUUGUGACCCAGGCUUCAACAUCAAUGUGACCAACUCUUCGCUUUGUGAUGACAUUGAUGAAUGUGGAACCAACACCUCGAACUGUCAACAAAUCUGCAACAACACAAUCGGAAGCUUCGUAUGUAGUUGUGACCCAGGCUUCAGCACCAAUGUGAUCAACUCUUUCAAUUGUGAUGACAUCAAUGAGUGUGUAACCGACACCUCAAGCUGUCAACAAAACUGCACCAACACAAUCGGAAGCUUCAUGUGCAGUUGUAGCCCAGGCUUCAGAAUCAAUUUGACUAACCCUUCACUUUGUGAUGAUAUUGAAGAAUGUAAAACCAACACCUCAAACUGUGAACAAGUCUGCAUCAACACAAACGGAAGCUUCAUGUGCAGUUGUGACCCAGGUUUCAGCACCAAUGUGAUCAACUCUUCACUCUGUGAUGAUAUCAAUGAAUGUGGAACCAACAUCUCAUACUGCCAACAAAUCUGCACCAACACAAUCGGAAGCUUUGUGUGCAGUUGUAUUCCGGGUUUCAGCACUAAUUUGACCAACCCUUCGAUUUGUGACGAUAUCGAUGAAUGUGGAACCAACAUCUCAAACUGUGAACAAGUCUGCACCAACACAAAUGGAAGCUUUGUGUGCAGUUGUGACCCGGGUUUCAGUACCAAUGUGACCAACUCUUCACACUGUGAUGACAUCGAUGAAUGUGCAACCAACACCUCGAACUGUCAACAAAUCUGCACCAACUCAAUCGGAAACUUUGUGUGUAGUUGUGACCCAGGCUUCAGCAUCAAUUUGACCAACUAUUCGCUUUGUGAUGACAUCGAUGAAUGUGCAACCAACACCUCGAACUGUCAACAAAUUUGCACCAAUACAAUCGGAAACUUUGUGUGUAGUUGUGACCCAGGCUUCAACAUCAAUGUGACCAACUCUUCGCUUUGUGAUGAUAUUGAAGAAUGUAAAACCAACACCUCAAACUGUGAACAAGUCUGCAUCAACACAAACGGAAGCUUCAUGUGCAGUUGUGACCCAGGUUUCAGCACCAAUGUGAUCAACUCUUCACUCUGUGAUGAUAUCAAUGAAUGUGGAACCAACAUCUCAUACUGCCAACAAAUCUGCACCAACACAAUCGGAAGCUUUGUGUGCAGUUGUAUUCCGGGUUUCAGCACUAAUUUGACCAACCCUUCGAUUUGUGACG